Molecule: messenger RNA, 1125 nt
Organism: Colletotrichum fioriniae
Lineage: Eukaryota; Fungi; Ascomycota; Sordariomycetes; Glomerellales; Glomerellaceae
Source: RefSeq, a predicted model, not a curated record
AUGGCAUCAAACUUGCGAACUGCUCCUGAUGAGCAGAUCGAGCUUUUCCAACAUGAGGAUGAUCCAAUCUCCAGCAUCCUCAAUUCCACCAGCAUGAUCAUCUCUUCCUUCCAGCAGCUCGACAAACAACAGACCGCCAUCGCCAGCCUGCUGAACACAGCAAGCAAGGUGUAUUCCAAACUUGAUGAGGCUCAAAAACUCUCAAUCGGAAACACGCAUUCUUCGCUGUUGAUGGCCUUAGCCGGAAUCACGCAUGCCGACGGCCAGCAGGACCAAGAACUCCGUCAGGACGCAAUCACCCUCCUCUUGAAGGCAGCAAGCAAAGUCGUUGAGUCUAUCCAGAACACCAAAAAACCCCCUCAGCCUCGCAGUCAAGACGGUCAGUGCUACUUCAAUCGACUACCCACCGAGCUGAAGGACAAGAUUUGGCAGUUAUGCCUCCCGCCUGGUAGAAUCUACGAGCCGAUCACAUACUACAAUCACCAGGAACACGACCCAAGAAACAUUCUGUUCUAUCAGCACUGGGCACCCCCAAAUUUCAGAGAAAUCAACAGAGAGGCUCGCGAGUACUGCAUGAAGGCUGGCCAAUUCCGCUUCGGCCACUUUGAGGACGAAUUGGGCUACGGCACCAUGAGAUCGAUCUGGUACAACAAUGAUCUGGAUGCCAUCUAUCUCUCCGGUCCUGAGCAGUACUGGUACCUCAACCACCUUCAGGUGAAAAACCUCAUCAUCGGAGACGCCAUCGUCCUUGACCGGAACGAAUGCAGAGAGGUGCUCACGAGCGAUUGUUAUGGCUGCGACAACAUUACAAUCGCCCAUCAGCCCCGCGGAGCUCCCAUCAAUGAGAAUAAAGGACCGACUCAGGAGGCAAUGGAAGCUACUGAGCCAGUCUUCUACGCCGUCAAGGAUGAUGAGCGCGUCUGCGCUCAGAUAGUGGACGUGGAAGAUUGGGGCGAAGGCCUGCUGAAGACCUGGGCCGAACACAGAGAUGAGCUAAAGGAGAUCUUCUACGAGGAUGGAUCCAAGACGAGAGAUGUCAAAUUCCGUGCUGUGGAGGUUUUCCGGAAACCUCGCAUCGAGAAGGAAGGUUAUCAUUUCAGACGAUAUCACACAAACGGGGCAUAA